Messenger RNA from Sinocyclocheilus rhinocerous, 529 nucleotides. Its product is annotated as arf-GAP with Rho-GAP domain, ANK repeat and PH domain-containing protein 1-like. The record is from RefSeq and is a predicted model, not a curated record. The coding region runs from base 66 to 509 and encodes 147 amino acids. Gene Ontology annotation, biological process: regulation of cell shape; positive regulation of GTPase activity. Gene Ontology annotation, molecular function: phosphatidylinositol-3,4,5-trisphosphate binding; GTPase activator activity. The transcript is spliced from 3 exons. Gene Ontology annotation, cellular component: cytoplasm. NCBI's taxonomy places the organism in Eukaryota, Metazoa, Chordata, Actinopteri, Cypriniformes, Cyprinidae.
GGAGCGAGUGGGUGACGGUGUUGAAGAGCUGUGUCGGGGUGUCCCACGCACGCACCAGUCUGGACAUGACCUUUAACCCCUGCGUGAGCUACGAGAUGAAGGGUUACCUGGAGCUGCGCGGCCUGCGCUCCAAACUCUACACGGUGGUGUGUGCGGAUAAAGUCUUCCUCUACAAAAACACCGAGGAUUAUCGUCUGGGAAUCGGCAUCACCUCGAUCGAUAUGAAUGUUGGUAAUGUGAAGGAAGUGGAUCGGAGAGCGUUUGAUCUGACCACAGCGUACCGCAUAUUCAGUUUUGUAGCGGAUACGGACCAGCUGAAGGAUCAGUGGGUGGAGGCCAUGCGCAACUCUGUCGCAGAGGCUUUGUCCAAUUACGAAGUGGCUGAGCGCAUCUGGACGGAGCCGUCCAAUCAGAUGUGUGCCGACUGCAGCGCUGCCAAACCUGAGUGGGCCGCCAUCAACCUGGCCGUGGUUUUCUGCAAGCGAUGCGCAGGUAACGACCAAUCAUGAGGAAAGCUGCUUUACAAGCU